This is a messenger RNA of Sodiomyces alkalinus F11, 1610 nucleotides long. Its product is annotated as mitochondrial phosphate carrier protein. Gene Ontology annotation, biological process: mitochondrial phosphate ion transmembrane transport. The record is from RefSeq and is a predicted model, not a curated record. The transcript is spliced from 4 exons. Gene Ontology annotation, molecular function: phosphate transmembrane transporter activity. Lineage: Eukaryota; Fungi; Ascomycota; Sordariomycetes; Glomerellales; Plectosphaerellaceae. The coding region runs from base 288 to 1448 and encodes 386 amino acids. Gene Ontology annotation, cellular component: mitochondrial inner membrane.
CGAACCAUGAACGAACCUCCUUUCAGCCGAAACACGACUUUGUGUAUUUUUUAUCCCGUGCGAACUUCUUUUCAUCUUCAGACAGAUAGUGACUGCUUGUUCGCUCUCCCCUUGUCCAUACCAUUACCUCCUUGCGGCUGGACUCUGUGUAAACUAUUUCUCGGCUGCAUUUGCAUGAGCGGUGCUAGAUCUACGACUGCUUAGUCAAUUUCGAACUUCGAAGCGGAACGGAACCCCUUCCAAAACACGCAAGCCUAUCUUCUUUGUAUCCUUCGAGGAAAAUCAGAAUGCCGCCUCUGUAUCCGGGGCAGGAUAUCCUGCGGCGAUGCUUUGCUGGGGCACAAGAAACACCAGCACCAGUGCUGGAAACAUGCUCACAGCCGUCCCGCUACCAAGCACGCCCAGACCUAUAUUCAGCAGCUUUCUCGACUGUCGAUGACGCCAAGGGCAAGGCGCAUAAGCUGAGCGCGGAAGCCGCUAGAGAGUUCGAGAAAGCCAGCGCCGCCGCUCAAGCGAAGGCCGGCAAGGUCGAGCUAUACACGGGCAAAUACUAUGCUGCCUGCACUUUUGGCGGACUGUUAGCUUGCGGCCUCACGCAUACUUGGGUGACACCCCUGGACCUUGUCAAGACUCGGCGCCAGGUCGAUUCCACGCUGUACACGAGCAACGUCCAGGCGUGGUCCAAGAUCUACCGCGCCGAGGGCGUCCGCGGCAUCUUCACCGGCUGGGGCCCGACCGCCCUUGGAUACUCGGCGCAAGGGGCGUGCAAGUACGGCUUCUACGAGUUCUUCAAGAAGCAAUACUCGGACUUGGCGGGCCCGGAAAACGCGGUCAAGUACCGCACAGUGCUGUACCUGACCGCCUCCGCCUCGGCCGAGUUUCUGGCCGACAUCGCCCUCUGUCCCUUCGAGGCCGUCAAGGUCCGCAUGCAAGGGUCUAUGCCAUCCCCGUUCGCCGGCGCCAUCGACGGCAUCCGGAAGGUCACGGCCAAAGAAGGCGUCGCUGGCCUGUACAAGGGAAUCUACCCGUUGUGGGCCCGUCAGAUCCCUUACACCAUGAUGAAGUUCGCCUCGUUCGAGACCAUGGUCGAAAUGAUUUACGCCCGCAUGCCCGGGAAGAAGGAAGACUACGGCAAGGCCGCCCAGACCGGCGUCUCUUUCACGGCCGGAUACCUCGCUGGUAUUCUCUGCGCUGCCGUCUCCCACCCGGCCGACGUCAUGGUCAGCAAGCUUAAUGCCUACCGCAACCCCGGUGAGGCCUUUGGCGGUGCCAUGGGACGUAUCUACAAGGACAUUGGUUUCAGCGGGCUCUGGAACGGUUUGCCGGUUCGCAUCGUCAUGAUCGGUACCUUGACCGGUCUCCAGUGGAUGAUUUACGAUUACUUCAAGAUCUUCAUGGGCCUCCCAACGACCGGAGGCACAUCCCAGGUAGCAGAUAAGAAAGAAUAAGUAGAUUCGGACGAAGAAUCAGACGGAGCUAGAUAUUGUUAAGAUUAGCGAAUGGAUGAGACUGCUCCGAUUUUCUUUCCUCCUAUUGAUCUUUAAUGUACGCCUUUCAACUCGCUUGGUGUCCAAUUUCUCUAGCGAUAAAAACUGAACCUAUUAUAUAUC